CUGUGGGAUUCUCCAACGAGAAGUACUAGUACCACCAGUCCCGAUGCAGUUCUCAAGAGUGCUGCCAAGACUUUCAUGGGCACACCUUCCAUUUUGAAGAAGAGGACCCAGGAUUUACUGUCGCCUUUGUCAGAAAGAAGAGACGAAAAAAAGCUUGUGAUUGACAUGACUUCCAGUUUGACUAGAGAGUUUCAACGCCUGGAUGUAGUGUACGAGGAUAUCAAGUCUGGCAACAGACCGUAUUUGAUGUCUCCAUUAUCCAAAGUUAACCAAAUAUCUUGUAUUGAAGAUAAGGAAAAUGUGGACCCUGCUCUUCCAUCGGAUAAAGGAGAAGAAGAGAAGGGAAGAGAUUGUUCUACUAUCUCAGAGGAUGGUGAUACUAAGGCGAAAGCUAAUCAUCCCAGUUUUAGUAAUCCCCGAACUCAUUCUGAAUUACUUAUUGGCGAAGAAAGCUUGAGUGAUCUCUUACUAUUUUCACCGGAUGCUCGAACUCCAAGGAAUUUGCAUCGAAGAAUCUUGGCUACUUUAUCAGAGAAGGUUGUGACAGCUGGAUCGUCAUCACCUACUGUGAACAAGAAGAAUGAAGGUCAAUCGUCGGUUGCUGUUACUGCAACGAAACCCGUGCCCUCAUUAUCAGCACCUGCAGAAAAUACAGUUGCUACCUCUAGUACUACUACCGCCACUGGGAAUGACCUCUUUGGUGGAACUCCUUUCAGGAGAAGCAUUGAAUCUCCCUCGGCAUGGAAAUCUCCAUGGUUCAUGAACUCCUUCCUCCCCGGUCCAAGGGUCGAUACAGAAAUUUCAGUUGAGGAUAUGGGAUAUCUUCUGAGCCCGGGGGACAGAAGCUAUGAUGCCAUUACACUUUUGAAGCAGUUCAGCGAGCAAACUGCUGCUGCUUGUGCUGAUGCGUUGGAAGUUCUUGGGGAUGAAACCCCUGAAACCAUAUCCAAAGGAAGGCGGUGCCAGAAGAACACCGUCUCAGACCAAGAAAACAACGAUGGAGAUCGCGACAUUAGUGGCUCCGUUUUGGCCAAUAUCUCUCAGAAGGAAGGCCGAGUUUUGGACUUCAGCGAAUGCGGGACGCCUGAGAAAGGAAAGGAGAAAGGGAAAUUUCCUUCCACUUCUUCCCACCUGUUGAAGAAUUUCAGAUAGCAGAGGAAGAAAGCCAAGAAGGGAAGGAAAAGAGAAGAAGGAAAACAGUUUUAGGCUGUGGGAAAUUCUAUUGUUUAUAGUAACACCAAAAUAUAGAUGUAUGUAUGCAUUUUGUCAGGAAUCCGAUUUUCGUUAAGAACCUUCAAUCUAGUCUGAACUCAUGCAAUGUUGUUCAUCACAGUCUCUCCCAUCAGAUUCAAAGAAAAGAGAAACCGAG
Messenger RNA from Linum tenue, 1369 nucleotides. Lineage: Eukaryota; Viridiplantae; Streptophyta; Magnoliopsida; Malpighiales; Linaceae. The record is from the annotation of a GenBank genome assembly.